AUGGAUUCCACAAGAGCGGAAAUCGAAAACAGAAUUCGUUGCAUUUUCGCCGAACUUACGAAGGUCAAUUUGUUAUGCACAUGCUUUGAGGACGUUACCGCCAGAGGAAGCCCGCAGGUUGAAAAGGAGAAGUUGAAUAAUGCGGUCAACGAGUUGUCAAUGCUGUGGAGAUCGUUGCCCCAAGGGGGUGUCAGAGAUACGUUAAAAUUGAUACUGGAGCAGUCGAUUCCUGUUCACUUACGCCCACCUCAGCGCGACCUGGCGGAACUUGCCGAAGCAUACAUCCAGCACAUAUGCAGCAGGGAGGCUAACUUGUUGCCGGCGUAUUUCGUCAUCAACGAAAUAAAAAAGAUGUUUCCAGACGUUCGAUGCUUUUCUCAUUGGAUGUUGUAUAACUUGGCUAAUUCGGCAUUCAAGAGGCCGAAAAGCCAGCUUAAUUCGGAAUUGAGACUGGCCGACAUGUACACGAAGGUAAUUGAUUCUUUCCGCCCGCUCGCGCAAAUGGUCAGUGUGUCAGACAUUACUGCUUUUUUCACAAAUUUUAAUGCUAACACGUUGGAUAAUAUUCUGCUCGAUAUCUUGAAGAACAUUUUGAUGGCCGAGUGGAGGAUAUCUGAAAACGUGUCAAGAAAUUCCAUCGUGGAUGAUUUAACGACAAUCUUUGGUCAUGUGAUGAAUAGUACCAUUUUCAAAUUCAAGAACAAUACAUACAACCUGACGUGCGGCGUUCCGAUGCGCUUUCCGGAAAAGAUGCGAUGCCCGAUGUUAGAGGAGAUGGUUUUGUCAAUCAUUUUGGAAGUGAUGUUCGAGAUCGAGAAGGACAGCAGCAGACAGCACCGAUACAUAUGGCAGAUUUUGGCCACUGAAUUGGUGUAUAUGGUGGUACAACAGAUGAUUAGUUUCACGCGUCUCGUUCAGCAGCUGCAUCAGAAGGUACGUUGA
Molecule: messenger RNA, 942 nt
Organism: Soboliphyme baturini
Lineage: Eukaryota; Metazoa; Nematoda; Enoplea; Dioctophymatida; Soboliphymatidae
Source: the annotation of a GenBank genome assembly